Hordeum vulgare subsp. vulgare (domesticated barley) is the source of this 1653-nucleotide messenger RNA. RefSeq names its product proline-rich protein 4-like. Bases 51 to 1460 code for a protein of 469 amino acids. The transcript is spliced from 2 exons. Lineage: Eukaryota; Viridiplantae; Streptophyta; Magnoliopsida; Poales; Poaceae. The record is from RefSeq and is a predicted model, not a curated record.
ACUGCUUCCUCUCCAUCACCAACCAUCUUCUCGAAGCAACCCAUUCCGCAAUGGGGGCUCUGCCUCGGGGUCUACUGGUCCUCGGCGUUUGCGCCGUCCUGGUGGCGGCCGUGCUCGCCGAUGCAUCGCCGGCGGCGUCAAUGGUCGUCGGCUUGGCCAAGUGCGCCGACUGCACCAGGAAGAACAUGAAAGCUGAGGCUGCUUUCGCAGGCCUUCAGGUGGCUGUCAAGUGCAAGAACGCCCACGGCGAGUACGAGACCAAGGCCGUCGGAGCGGUGGACAAGUCCGGCGCGUUCGGCGUGCCCCUCAGCGCCGACCUCCUCCGCGAGGACGGCGAGCUCAAGCACGACUGCUUCGCGCAGCUCCACAGCGCGCCCGGCCACCCGUGCCCCGGGCAGGAACCGUCCUUGAUCGUGCGGCAAUCCCUCGACGGCGCCGAGAAGAAGGGCUUCGUCGCCGUCCCCGGCGAGGUGCACUACUCCUCCAAGGAGUGCGCGUCGGCGUUCCUCUGCCACCUCUUCCACAAGAAGCACCUCUUCCACAAGAAGCCGGCCUUGGUCGUCCCUCACCUCAAGAAGAAGCCCAUCGUGAUCCCGCACGUCCACAAGAAGCCCAUCGUCAUCCCUCACUUCCACAAGAAACCGGCGCCGGUGCCGGUGCCGGAGUACAAGCCGCCGACGCCCACCCCGGUGUACAAGCACCCGACGCCCGUGCCAGAAUACAAGCCGCCGACGCCCACCCCGGUGUACAAGCACCCGGCGCCCGUGCCAGAAUACAAGCCGCCGACGCCGGUGUACCCGCAUCCGGCGCCGAUCUACCACCCUCCUGCCGCCCAUCAGAAGGCCGCUCUGAACCCGGAGACUGACCCUCAGCUCUUCAAGAAGCUCCUCCACAAGAAGAAGCCCAUCGUGAUCCCGCACUUACCAGUCGUGGUCCCUCACUUCCACAAGAAACCGGCGCCGGUGCCGGUGCCGGAGUACAAGCCGCCGACUCCCACCCCGGUGUACACGCACCCGACGCCAGUGCCAGAAUACAAGCCGCCGACGCCGGUGUACCCGCACCCGUCGCCGAUCUACCACCCUCCCGCUGCCGAUCAGAAGGCGGCUCUCAACCCGGAGACAGACCCCCAGCUCUUCAAGAAGCUCCUCCACAAGAAGCCCAUCGUGAUCCCGCACUUCCACAAGAAGCCAGCGCCGGUGCCGGUGUACACGCGCCCGACGCCCGUGCCGGAGCACAAGCCGCCGACGCCGGUGUACACACACCCGACGCCCGUGCCGGAGCACAAGCCGCCGACGCCGGUGUACACGCACCCGACACCGAUCUACCACCCUCCCGCUGACCAGAAGAUGGUGCAAGACCCGGAGACGGACCCUCAGCUCUUCAAGAAGCUCCUGCCGUUCAUCAAGAAGAACCCAUUCUUCAAGAAUUUCCCCCCUGCCCAGGAGGAUACAAAGCCAUAGACCAUGGUGCGACCUGAAGUCAUUUGCCUAUUUCAGUAUCCAUGGCCGUGCCGAUCCGUGUUUUGUUUUCGUUUUUUUGAGGGAAUUGAUGAUCCCCGGUAGUCUCGAACUUACUACGAAUAAACCUUUGUUGGAAUGAUUUAUAUAUAGCUACCUUAAAUUAUGGUAUAUCAUUUUUAUGAUGUUUAGUUUA